GGUUCUCUCUCUCUUUCUUUCCCCCUAGUCGACGCUCGGUCCGUCAGUCGUAGCCCGACCGCGUAGGGAGUUGUAUCGCGCGUUGCAGCACUCAAUCCACGCCACGUUGUGUUGUCGUUUCGUCUGUGGCUCAGACAGAGACCAGUUUGUGUUUUAGUUGUUUACGGCCAAGGCCGAGAGUCGUAUAUAGAGCCGCGUGGCUCGCAAAAACGUUGUUCGGAUAAGUUUAGAGCGUACGCGGUGUUCUUUUGUGUGUUUACCUUUGGAUUAUCCCAAGGAGAAUGUGCUAGGACGAUAUUUUUGGUUCGGUGUGUGUGUUUGUUUCGGAAUUAUUGCGAGAAUGAUCAUGUAAUUAGAUAUUUAUUGCUGGGCGGAAAAUAUCGAAGUGUUUACAAUAACCUAGAAGAACCGCUGCAGUCGUUCUUCACCGCCCUUUUUUGCAGUAGCCUAGCCAGCACUCUCCAGCCAUCCUAUUCUGCUCCGGUCACUCAGCGCUCCAGUCAGCGCACCACCCCUUCAAACUGGCAGCCAGCGCCCUAGCCUCCAUGAAUCCGCACUACCAUCCUUACGGGGGUCCGGGGGAGCUAACAUCACCGCAUCCCCCGUCCCCCGAUAAUAACAACUACCAUGGCCACACGGGCGGACCUCCAGGACCACACAGGGGUGCAAUGCAUCCGGCUAAUGGUCAUACCAUUGGCUCAAUCGGAUUAAACGGACCACACGACUCAGUACCCCACAACCACCACCAGCACCCGGCCUACACCAACAGCGGCACGCCCACCCCGGACGGGCCCCACCACCAGCAACAGCACAGCAACAACUCCAGCAUAGCGAACAACAACAACAACAAUAACGGCACAGUGAAAGUUUGCGCGGGGUGCGGGGGUAAAAUUGUCGAACGGUUUCUGUUGCACGCCCUCGAUCGCUACUGGCACAACGGUUGUUUAAAGUGUUCGUGUUGUGGCGCCAUGCUGGCCGACAUUGGCACGUCGUGUUUCACCAAAGGAGGCAUGAUCUUGUGCAAACAGGACUAUAUGAGGUCCCGCAGGUUGUUCGGCAGCUCGGGAGCCUGCUCGGCGUGCGGCCAGACCAUUCCCGCCAGUGAGUUCGUGAUGCGCAGCGGCGGCGGCGGCAACAAUCCCUCGGCGCCGGGCGCGCCGCUCCACGUGUUCCACCUCAAGUGUUUCAUGUGCAGCAAGUGUCUGGCGCCGCUCGUACCCGGAGAUAGGUACUACAUGCUCGCGGGGAGCCUCGUCUGCGAGCAGGACUGGCACAAAUUGCUCAAGAGUUCGGCGGCGGCGGCCCCCACGGUGCGAAAGGGCAAAGUGGGCCGGCCGCGCAGGAGUAGAGACUGAAUAAUGGAUACCAACAUCGAUGCAGUUGUACCGUGGUAUACCGGGCUCAGUCAGGACGUGCAAUAAACGAGAAGCAUUUCCACCGAUUGGCAUUUUUGGUUCGGUCUUCCCAGCAUAUCGAUUUCAUUUUAGCAAUGAACAUUUAACGGUUUUUGUUUUUCUUGCCCGCAUCCGUCGAGAGAUCGGACUUAUUUCUUGUACAGGGUGUCCGCUAUUGUAUGGAUCAAACGUUAGAAGCAUAUUGUAUAGCUAAGAAUAUGAAAAUACCAUUAUUGAGAGGUUGGAUUAUUUUCCGUUAAUAAAAAAGGUGAAUUAAUAAAUUUGUACUUUUAUACAGGGUGAGUCUUAAAUAAGUGCAAAUAUUUUUAGGGGUAGUAUAUUUCCAAACCAAACCAAACACGAUUAUGAGGUAUUUUUCGCAAAAAAAAAUUAGUAAAAAACAUAGUAUCUUGAUAAUACGGCAACAUAGGUAGUAGAUUUAAUUUACAAGAAAGAAAACCCAGAAAGGUUCCAGUUUGGUUCUCCAAAUUUAAGCGAAAAAUCAACUUUUUUGGAAAUUUUUAAAGUAAAAAUCUCGGUUAUUUUGGACUUAUUUGAAAAACAGUAAAGCUAAAAUAUGUUUCUUUUAUCGAGAUCUACCAGCCCUGAAAAUAUUUGCACUUAUUUAGGACUUGUCCUGUAUAUUUGAAUGACUUAAUUGAGAAACGCGACAAGUCCACAUAUGUUUCAAAUUGAUAUUUUGGUUUAAAAAUGCUAUUAAAAGCAUAACUUUAGAUUAAAAAUCCAACAUUUCCAAACAUUUCUUUUUGAUUACCUAUUGUAGGAAUCAAAAUGUCACAUUUAUUUAUUUUUGUUUGUUAUCUUAAAAUCAUUUGUUUGGACUUGUUGGCUUUCCCAGUUAACCGAUUAAUUUGUAUUUACGUCAAAAUAUUUAGGUAAAUCAUCCAACAAGGCAAUAAAAUACAGUAUGGUUGGUACUGAAAUUGUUUUUAAACUCUCAAGUCAAAGUCUUUAUCAUUAUCAAACUAUUUAAUCUUACAGUAUCAUCAGUGUGAUCAAUUUCACAAAUACAAUAUGCGGGUGAAGUUUUCUUUACUUGAAAUGACUUUAAAAAACAACAACAAAUCAUCCAGUGUAUAGAAGCCUCCCCAAACACAAAAUCAUAAAAAUUUCUCUGCGGAAAUGCAUUAUUCUUUUUCUGACUUUAGAAUAACUGACAUCAGUUACAUGAAAACGUGUUCCUACCUUACAUUCUAAACACAUGUGUAGGUAUGAACUUAACGUAGUAGAUACUGUAAUUUAGACAUCAGUACCGUACCGAGAAAAAACGAAAAUAAACAAAAAUGAACCAACAAACCAAACCAAAACAAAACAACCCUAAACAAAGCAAUCAAAACCCGCUGUAAGCAAAAACUUGUCUGUUUACAAAUUCCAAUUGCCUAGUACUUUUCAAAUCUUGCUAUAUUUUACAAUAUUUUAUCAAUAAAUGAAAAUGGUACACUUCCUCAAGAAGUUUUUUGCGAGUCAAUGUUUAGAAAAAUUUCUAGAUUGAAAAGCAGAAACGUGUUUGUAACUGGUUUUAGGUAUUGUAAAGUUGAAAAACUGAAAAUUAUGCAUUCCCGCAGAAAAAUUUUUGUGACAUACUAUUUAAAAAGGCUUCCAAAUACUAAAUAAACAAAUAUUUCUUACAUAACUGACUCCAAGUAGACGAAAGUAACUAAAAAAAAACGAUUUCAGCUAUUUCGUAGCAAAAAAAAACAGAUUUCAACUAUUUUUGUAGCAGAAACGAUUUCAGCUAUUCUAAACCCUCAAAGCCUUUCUCAUAAAACUAUUUAAUAUUACGGUAUCAUCUCUGAUAUCAAUUUCACCAAUACAAUAUGCUACUAAAGUAUGAUCCGAACCUGAGUCACUCUGUAGUGUUUAAAAGCAGAAACGCUCUUUCUCGAAGCGAAUCGAAAGAUUUUGAACGAAUCAUGAUGGUAAACAGUUUAUACUUAUUAUUAUUCAAAAUCGAUCGGUUUGUUUCCCAAUCUCGAACCCUCUUAUUGCAACAAGUAUUCUUAAUUCUUUUUUUUUCUUGCCGUGUUGACGCUCCUUACGUCGACGGGGCGAAUCUGUAAAUAUUGACGGUGAUCCUGUAAAAAAUGAGAGAGAGAUUGUUGUGAGAGAAACUGUAAAGUGAUUCGACAUUUAACAAUCCCGAAUUUUUAUUUGGUAUGUUGUUGUUAUUUUUGUAAAUAAUAAAGUAUUGUUAAUUCAGUAA
This is a messenger RNA of Sitophilus oryzae (rice weevil), 3618 nucleotides long. RefSeq names its product LIM domain only protein 3. The transcript has 6 exons. Bases 546 to 1355 code for a protein of 269 amino acids. The record is from RefSeq and is a predicted model, not a curated record. Lineage: Eukaryota; Metazoa; Arthropoda; Insecta; Coleoptera; Curculionidae.